Molecule: messenger RNA, 881 nt
Organism: Cariama cristata (Red-legged seriema)
Lineage: Eukaryota; Metazoa; Chordata; Aves; Cariamiformes; Cariamidae
Gene: TIMP2
Product: TIMP metallopeptidase inhibitor 2
Exons: 4
Biological process (GO): negative regulation of membrane protein ectodomain proteolysis; negative regulation of endopeptidase activity
Cellular component (GO): extracellular matrix
Molecular function (GO): protease binding; metalloendopeptidase inhibitor activity
Source: RefSeq, a predicted model, not a curated record
UGAUCCGAGCAAAGGCCGUCUCUGCGAAAGAGGUGGAUUCGGGGAACGAUAUAUACGGGAAUCCCAUCAAACGAAUCCAGUAUGAAAUCAAGCAGAUCAAGAUGUUUAAGGGCCCCGACAAGGACAUAGAGUUCAUCUACACGGCUCCAUCCACUGCUGUGUGUGGCCGGCUGCUGGACACCGGCGGGAAGAAGGAGUAUCUCAUCGCAGGCAAGUCAGAGGGCAAUGGCAAGAUGCACAUCACACUCUGCGACUUGGUCUCCACCUGGGACUCGCUGAGCCCGACCCAGAAGAAGAGCCUAAACCAGCGGUACCAGAUGGGCUGCGAGUGCAAGAUCUCGCGCUGCGUCUCCAUCCCCUGCUUUGUCUCCUCCUCGGACGAGUGCCUCUGGACAGACUGGGCGAUGGAGAAGAACAACGUGGAUGGGCGGCAGGCGAAGCACUAUGCUUGCAUCAAGAGGAGCGAUGGCUCGUGCGCCUGGUACCGUGGCAUGGCCCCCCCUAAGCAAGAAUUUCUCGACAUCGAGGACCCCUAAGCCAAACGAGCGCAUUCCAGUAGCUGGUAGAAAAAACCUGCAAGAUGUUAGACUGGUCCACGCUGAUAUCAAUUCCUGGAGACAGCAUGAAAAUCCGCUCAGCUGGGGGGUGUUUCCGGGCUGCGGCAGCUGCCACGCAUGUGCAGGGGACAGGGAUGGGGACCCACUCUGUCGCAGGCACCUGGCAGCCCGUGGCCACGCUGGGCACUCCCAUGCUCGUGGCAGUGCUGAGAGGGGCACGGGGGGAUGCCCCUGCCAGGGCCACAUCCCUGCCUGGCUACGCUCAGCCCUGGUGCCCUGGCAGCUGUGAAGGAAUCGAACCCUCGUGUGUGGCGGGGGCGGCCC